AAAGAUCCGCCCGUAGAAUGGUAGUCUGUGUUUAUAUCUCUUAGUGAUCGAAACGCGCUUAUAAAACAUUAGUAAUAAUCAUGUUUUGGCCUACAUUUGUAUUUCUUGUCACGCUUGCGGUACAUCAGGUUGCGUCAGCACCUACCGACAAGAGACCUGGGUUAGACGGAACCUACAAACGCCUGUACCUGCCCUACAUUCAAUCAGUGACUAAGGAUGGCACCAAAACAAUUCUCACGCCCCAAGACUUACUCGAGUUAAGCCGAAAGCUAAACGCUCAUGUAGAGCCGGCAACAACUACCUAUCAACUCGUUGGCAUCAACGGGUUCCCUUACACACUGUCCGACCAUCAACUACGGCGGAUGGUGGACCAUGAAAUCGCGGCCAUCGUCACCCCGCAAAAUUUCAACCAGCCAGGAUUUGGACAUGUGUUCCUCACCGUAGACAAGAACGGCGUUGUGCAGAGUUUUAUCUACAAUAUAAGCCUGGAAGAUGCGUUGGAAAAGGUCAACCUAGAAGGGUAUCCUAACUCAUCUUCCGGUGAUUCUUAUCAUCAGAAUAAACCUACAACUGCCGUUCCCGUUCCCAUUGAAAUUGAAAUUUAACGAUCUUUUAUUUUUAACUAUUAUUAUAAUUUAACUAUUACAAU
Molecule: messenger RNA, 649 nt
Organism: Leguminivora glycinivorella
Lineage: Eukaryota; Metazoa; Arthropoda; Insecta; Lepidoptera; Tortricidae
Exons: 2
Coding region: 81-605 (174 amino acids)
Source: RefSeq, a predicted model, not a curated record